Culicoides brevitarsis is the source of this 1229-nucleotide messenger RNA. RefSeq names its product 5'-deoxynucleotidase HDDC2. The record is from RefSeq and is a predicted model, not a curated record. The coding region runs from base 230 to 949 and encodes 239 amino acids. Gene Ontology annotation, molecular function: 5'-deoxynucleotidase activity. NCBI's taxonomy places the organism in Eukaryota, Metazoa, Arthropoda, Insecta, Diptera, Ceratopogonidae. Gene Ontology annotation, cellular component: cytoplasm. The transcript is spliced from 2 exons.
UUGUUUUCACUCACACAAUUUUCGGAAUUGCAUUUUUCGUCUAAAUUUCCGUGAAAAUCAUUGGAAUUCGAGUCAUUUGGUGUCGUUAAAGAAACUUUAGCAUCACAUUUCGGACAAAUAUGUCCCAAAAUUGGAGAAUUAUCGAAACUUUCAGCGUAAAAUCGAUAAAUUAAGUGAGCACCUUGAAAAUACAACACGACACAACUUGUACAAGGACACACAGCGAAGGAUGAAUUUGGUUGCCCGCAGUAGUAGAACAGUGUUUUCCGUGAUUGAAUCAAGAGCGUUCUUCAGAAGUUUGGUUAAAAAUCAAUAUUUUGGUCGAAAAAUGAGUUCUGCGAGCAGCACAGACAACAAAUACAAGGAUUACGUGAAGUUUUUGGAGUUGGUUGGCGGAUUAAAGCAUAUCAAACGCACAGGAUGGGUGCUGCGCGAUGUGAAAGACUGUGAAUCGAUAUCCGGGCACAUGUAUCGCAUGAGUGUUAUGACGUUCCUUUUGGAGAAAAAUCCCGAAAACGAGAAUUUGGAUCGUGUCAAGUGCAUGGAAAUGGCUCUCGUGCACGAUUUGGCGGAAGCUGUUGUCGGCGACAUCACGCCAUAUUGCGGCAUUUCGCGCGAAGAGAAGCAACAACGCGAAUUGGAAGCGAUGAAAGACAUUGCGAAACUCACAAACUCCGGCAGUGACAAACUCAUGGAACUUUUUCACGAAUACGAGAAGGGAGAGACGCCGGAAGCAAAGUUCGUGAAGGAUUUGGAUCGUUUGGAUUUGAUAAUGCAAGCGUUUGAGUACGAAAAACGUGACGAAAAUCCCGAAAGACUGCAAGAAUUCUUCGACAGCACGGAAGGGAAAUUCCAACAUCCGUUCGUGAAGAAGAUAGUUAGUGAAAUUUACGCACAACGACUCGAGCAUCAAGCAAAGUUGAAGAAUCAAUCGCAACAAAGUAGUUGAUAAUACGUAACAAGUGUCUUGAAAUCUUCGUGUGAAGACAAAUUUUAGCUCAAUUGUUUCCUUUUUUAUUAACAAACGAAAGUUACUUAAUUAGUUGUUGUUGUUAUUAAUUUCUAUUUAGAACCUGAGAGAUAUUUUUAUUUUUUUAAUUGACAUUUAUUUUUAAAAAUGUACUAUUUCAAUGCAAUCAAUGUUAAGUUCAUAUAUGACAGAGUUAGAAAAAUCGCUAUUUUUUGAAAAAAGUAAUAAUAAAGAAGAGCUUAAAGUCUUAUUUAUCUUA